AUGAGGAAUUGGACGAUAUUUGUGGUACUACUACCACUAAUAUGUAAUUCAGAACGAGUUUAUUUAUUGGACACACUAAAUGCCACUUCCGAAUUGGGUUGGAAUGUGUUUUCAUCGUUGGACAUGGAUGGGGUAGGUUUAUUUUUUGUAGGUUUGGGGUGGAUUUUUUUUCAAUUGGGAGUGGAUUUAUUUUCAUUGGUUUGGGGAUACAUUUUUUUGUGUUAGGGUAUACUUUGGGGUAGAUUUUUUAUUUUUUUUUGAAAAAAAAAUUUUUUUGAAUUUCGAAAAAGUAAGCUAAACUACACAUUUUUUACCAUUCAAACCCUUAUUUACUUGACGACUUUUACCUCCUUCAUUACCUAAAACCUUUUAAAAAUGUCAAAAUUUACCUAAACCACCAAAAUCACCUUAAAUUCUAGUUGAAUCGAAUAAAAUAUCUAAAUUACUUGUCACUUUAACCCAUUUAAAUACAAAUUACCUUUCGUAUUUUAGUGGUUAGAGGAAACCUACCGCAGCGAGACCAAGAACCUCAACCAUCAAGCCUUUUCGACCUGCGUAGUCGAGCAAUCCAACUUUGAGAACUGGCUUUUGUUACCCAAAAUCGACCGAAAAGAGGGUCGUCGACUAUACUUCGAAGUCAAGUUUACUAUGCGCAAAUGUCAUGACAUUCCGAAUCAAGCCACCAAGUCGGUUUGUAAGGAGACGUUGAAGUUGUACGCUCAUCCUGUGAAUCCGGCUACACUUUUACCGUCGCAGAAUUGGCACAAUUCGACCGAUUGGAAGCUGGUCGAGACGCUGGCUCCGAAUGAGGAUGACGGUCAGAUAUUCGUACAAACUGUCAGUUAUGCCUUCGAUGAAAGUAGUGUCUACUUUUCGAUCAAAGACAGUGGAAGCUGCUCUUCUAUUCUCUAUGUUAAGGUAGGUCAUGCUUUGUUAAAAUUCAAUUUUUUUGUUAAACGGUAGGGCUAAGGUUGUUAGGGUAGAGAUGGAUAAGGUUAGGUAGAGUAGAAUCAGUUUAUUAGGUUAAACCAAUACUAGCGGGACACUUUUGUAGUUAAAAAAAAUGAAAAGUGUUCGGCUACUUUUGGUUCAAUCUAACAAAGUUUUUUUGAGUUUUUAAAUAAAAAUUUUUUUUGUGCUGAGUUUUUAAAUCACACGUAGCCCCAGGACUCGUAUUUUACCUCUCAAAAAUUUCACUUCCAGGUCUACUACGAGCUCUGUCCCGCCAUCUCCACCACCCUAACCCAAAUCCCGCGCACAAUCCCGGGCGCCGACCUGCAUUCCGUGGUCUCGGUUCAAGGCGAAUGCAUUGCCAAUUCCAGUCUGGUUUCCGGUCGAAGGGACCCGCCAAAAGCCCUGUGCAAAGUCGACGGCAGUUGGCAGAUGUUGACCGAGGAAUGCCAAUGCAAUCCCGGCUUUAUUUAUUCGCGGGCGGCCAACACGUGUGCACGUAAGUUAAUAUUAGAGAGGCCUUUGACCUUCGAACCGCUCAUUAAUUAGGGACAUGAUUUGGGCAAGGUGUGGGUUGAUGAGGGGGGGGCGGUUGUGAGGGAGGGUGUGUGCGAGGAAGGGGGGGGGGGUAUUUUGCAGGGGUUAAGGGAAUCCAAGGAAGGGAACAGAGAAAGGUAAUAUGCAAAUCAAGGGGAUAUUGAGCAAGGGGUAAAGACACAGUUAGGGGGAUAACGGGAGGGGUAAAAAAAUAAAAAAGAGGAGGGGGGGAGUAAGAAAGAUGUAGGAAAAUCUGGGGACAUUUGAUAUAGUUUUAGGAACGAUUUUAGACUAUUUUCAAAAAGAUAUAAGGCCUAAAAUGGCAGUAAAACCAGAUUUUUUGGAAAAAAGUUGCUUCAGUAGGUGGUCGUUUUAAAAUGAUGGUACACAGUAAUACGAACUUGAACUUUUUAAUUUUUACAUAUAUGUAGGAUAGGACAUGUUAAGUGUUUGUGCAUCUUUUCAACUUUAUUCAAUUUACAGUUUUUUUGAAAAUUGAGUUUAAAAUUUAAAAAUUUUUCAAAAAAAUUUGCUUUUUUGACUUUUUUAUGUCAUUGCCAAAUUUCAAUUGCCCAUCACUCUAAAACCACAUCAAACUACCUAUAAUUACAAUGCCCUUAUGAACCUCAAUCUAACCUCCAUAACCCCCUCGUCCCACCACCAACCCCCUAAUCAUAACAUAGAGACAGUCCAUUAAAGGUCGUGUCCGGGCAUCAAAUUAUAGGAAUAUGGGCCCGGGGAAUAAUUAGCCGCAGACAAUGUGCCGCCCUGUCUUUGGCGCUUCCUUAAUAACUUUGCCAUUAUUAUUAGGCCCUUUUGGCGCAGAGAAAACAAUCGCUUUUGUCGGGAAAUUCGAUUACAUCUAAGCGGAUUAGCGAUAUGUUGAUGGAGAGGGGACCCUUUAUAUUGGCCAAACGCCUUUUCAAAGCGUUUCGAACCGCGCCCAAAUUAAAAUGGCGCGGAAGCUAAUUUUGAGUUUGUCAAAUUAAAUUGGUUUAUUGGCGCUUUUUUGAUCAGCAUGCGAUUAGAAAUGGCAGAAAGUUGAAAAAAGUCAAAAUUAUGGAAAAAAAGGGGGAAAAAUACGCAAAAACUUCAAAAAAAUUCAAUUUUUGUCAUUUUGAAAAACACAAAUUUAAAAAAAAAAAGAUUUAAAAAAGACGUAACAUUAUCUCUGACAUCUUAAAACACAAGAAACUCAAACAUAACAUCAACAAUUUUAAUAAAAAAACCAAUUUUCAGCCUGCGGCCUAAACAGUUUCAAACCAGAUCACGGCUCCGGUGAAUGUAAACCAUGCCCAGCCAACACCGAAUCAUCUCGCCUUGCUUCAGUCCUCUGUACAUGUCUACCAGGCUUCUAUCGACCAUCAGGUCACUUACUAAAUCAAGGUUGUGUAGCACAACCUCAAGCACAACCAGACAUUACAGUGAACGAAGAGCCUCGUCUAGAUGAUGUCAUGUUUCCUGAGCCAACGUUUGAACAAUUAAAAGUUGGAAAGAACUUGUUUUUGGUACUAUGUUCUACUUUGGUACUACUGAGUGUCACCAUGUUCGGAUUGAUGGUUAUAUGUUACAAGAAAAGUUGUCAGUCGAGGAAACAGUUUAGUGAUUUGGACGUGCUGGAGUCGUAUAAACAAGGAACUUUGACACCUGAUUAUGGACCCAAUUCGAAGAGUGCCUUUUCGAAUACUUUUCAGCGGAAAUGUAAGGUUUUUUACUGUGGUGUUUAGUAGUUUUGUCAGAAUUUUAUACCUAUACUUUUAUGGAGCAUAAGUUUUAAGAUAACGUAUUCAUGUUUGAAAGUUAAUACAGGGUGUCUCAAAAAAUUUGCAGGAUUUGAAAAAUUUUUUAUUCAGCGAUAAAAAUUGCUAUAGGUACCAAAUUUGGUACAGCGAUAGUAGAGCAAAUAUAUAUAUAUUUUUUUAAAUUUUGGAUUUUAAAAGUGCAUUUUAAAUUUUUUAUGAUUUUUAAAAAAAAGGCAUUUUUCACCAAAAAUACACAUAUUUUUAGUUGAAAAUGCUUUGUUUCUCUGAAAUUUGCAAGAGAAUUAUAAAAUUUAUCUAUUUUCAAAUGAAAAGACUGAUUUUCAAUGUCGGCGAAGGCUCAGCGGAGGCCGGCGGACGCGUUCAGAUAUCGGCGAAGGCUAUAACUCGCUUCAAAAUUGUCGUAAAAUUACGAAACAAAAAUUAUUUCAUUUGGUUAUAUCCUACAAUUGUAGACUUCUUUUUUAGUAAACGUCCCCUUGAUCCCAGCCUACACCACCUCACCGCGCUCUUCUGGCAUUGUAAACCGCUACAAACCCUACGUCGACCCAACAACAUACGAGAACCCUCGAGACGCCCUAGCCGAGUUUACCAAUGAAAUCCCACCAGAUAACGUUGAAGUAACCAGAACGAUCGGUGCAGGCGAAUUUGGAGAAGUCUGUUCCGGUCGCUUAAAGGUGGAAAACGUGUACGGUGGAGUGGUGCAACAAAUUGUGGCAGUAAAGACUUUGUUGCCGGGCAGUGGCGACAAGGCCAAGGCGGAUUUUUUGGCCGAAGCCUCGAUUAUGGGCCAAUUUGAGCAUGAAAACGUGAUAAAACUUGUCGGAGUUGUUACCAAAUCAGAGCCUGUGAUGAUAUUGACGGAAUACAUGUUGAAUGGGAGUUUGGACAAGUUCUUGAGAGAUAACGAUAAUGGCAAGAUCACUGUGCCACAAUUGAUCGAAAUGAUGCACGGCGUGGCUUGUGGAAUGAAAUACUUGACUGAUAAGGGUUAUGUUCAUAGGGUGAGUUAUAAUGGCAGCUUUGAAUUUUAAAAUAUUAUUUUUACGUUUUGAAGGCACUUUUUAUAUACCAAUAAAAAUUUGACACUUUGUCAAAUUUUCCAAUUUUUUUUGACAUUUUGCUUUAUUGUAAAAAAAGUGAUAGAUGAUAGAAAUAGUAAUUUUUAAUGAUUUUUGGUAAUUUUGAAUCUAGUUUUGCACUUUCCAAUACAAUCUUGACAUUUCGUCUUAUUUUCCAAUAAUUUAUCGACAUUUCGUCUUAUUGCAAAAACCUUUACAAAAUAAUUAGAAAUAGUGAUUUUUUAAUUAUUUUGAUUAUUUCAACUUUAAUUGUGACUAUUUUCAGGACUUGGCAGCCCGGAACGUGCUGGUAGACGACCGCCUGACCUGUAAGAUUGCCGACUUUGGUCUGAGCCGUGGCGUUGGAGCCUCCUCCGAACAGGAGUACACAACUCAAGGUGGCAAGAUUCCGAUCCGAUGGACAGCUCCAGAAGCCAUCUCUCACAACAAGUAUACGGCCGCUUCUGAUGUUUGGAGUUUCGGCGUGGUAAUGUGGGAGAUCUGCUCGUUUGGGGAGCGGCCUUAUUGGGAUUGGACGAAUCAUAAGGUGAUACAGGAGGUUCAGGGCGGAUUCAGGCUUCCUCGACCAAUGGAUUGUCCGGUGUUUCUUCACGAACUCAUGUUGGAGUGUUGGCAACAGGAACGGCACAAACGGCCGAGCUUUGAGAUUUUGGUUCAGAGGCUGUCUGGACUGUUGCAUCAGGUUCAGGAGGAAAUGUAAGUUUUUUCAAGAUGUACUAGACUAAAACUGAAUUUUUUUUUUAAGUUUGAGUUAAAAUAAAAUCUUUCAAAUUUUAUAAAAAUUUUAUUUCAGCUCCUACACAAUGGUACCAGAAGCCUCAUCAACUCUAAACCAUCCCCGACCUUCUCCUCCUCUAUCAGCACCACCAGUACUAUCUCUACCAAACUUCCUUAGACUACACAACCUAGUUCACUACAUGGAAAUCUUCACUCGUAACGGUAUUACUACUGUAGACCGCCUUCAAGAUGCCACAUACGCUGAUCUAGUCAAAAUCGGAGUCCACGAUGUUGAUGCUCGACGUAUCGUACAGUACACAGUACCACCCAGCCGGUUAAGCUGUACCAUACCUACUAUGCUGCCAGGAAUGUCACCGGUGGAACAUAUGGUACACUUGGAUCGUGCUGGUACAAUGUCAGACCGCACUUUGCCUGGUAUGAUAUCGGUCGAUCGUAUGUCAGCUGAUCGUACUCUACCAGGUAUGGUAGAUCGUACUAUGCCAGUAGACUGCACGAUAUCUACCGAUGGUGUGAAUCCGGCCGGACCGGGUUAUUUGCUAACUUCUGGCACAUUGAAGCACGGUAGAUCACCAUUACUGUCUAGGUCAUCGAUUGGUACUAAUCAUACCACAUUAACUAAUUCAAGUCAUGGGUCAAGUGUUUCGCCUCAGAAUCUGACAAGGAAACGAGAAGAAGGGUUUUUGGUGUAG
Messenger RNA from Bursaphelenchus okinawaensis, 5757 nucleotides. The record is from the annotation of a GenBank genome assembly. NCBI's taxonomy places the organism in Eukaryota, Metazoa, Nematoda, Chromadorea, Rhabditida, Aphelenchoididae.